AUGUCACCAAUCGCCGCAUCACAUUCCGAGUCUGCGCUCGUGGCGCCGUCUUCGGCCUCGGACGACGCUGCUGCUUCGACCGGUGCGAUAGAACCCCCCGAUAGUCUCCACACUGUGUCUGCAGCCCUACGCAGCCUUUCUAUCUCUGCUCCUCCGUCUUCAGCCACAGACCUGUGCGAUGCUUCCAAACACAAUCUUGGCUUGUCAUAUCCACCACCGGCGCCCGCGACUCAGCUCGCGGAACGUCACGUCCAGUCUGUUGCACCUGCGCCAACAGCUGCCGCCUCUACUCACUCUACCAGCCCCGCUAGUCGCUACGGCCGUCACUUUGCCAUGUCCAACUCCAGCUCUGUCGACUCGCAACUCAACUACGACUCGUAUCUUGUCGUGCCAGCGAGUCCGAGCAUGAGCGAAGGCCUUACCGACAGCCCUGGUAGUGUCUCGAGCAUGAGCAGUUUUCGACGCGGCGAUCUCGCCGAUAUCGAGGACCUCGACCUUGAACCCGAGCUCGAGACGGUCAGCGAAUGCGAUGAAGAGUCUAGCAGUCUCUGCUCGUUGGAUAUCGGCAUAGACCUGGACUCUGAUUCGGAGCGCGCCAGCUCUCACGGAGGCGAUCACGACCAUCUGCCUCUCAGCCUAUCGUCGUCUCAUCCCCCCCGCAAUGCAGCGCAACGAUCUGGAUCUCAGCCGACAGCGGCGUCCGAUUAUGCCCGUCGAAAGCGGAGCGAGUGGCUGCUAAACAACUAUGCCAACAAGAUCGCCGCUCGCCGUCCGCGUCGAGUCAAAAAGGGCCGCAUCUCCGAGAUUGUUGAAGAGGGAGGCGAGGCCAUCAACACCACCGUCAUGCCCAAGGCACCCUUUGCCUCGGGCGCUUCCGAUUGGUCGUGCGACGUAUCAGGUCCGCCCAUCGCUCCUCCCCGCAGCGUUAGCCCCUCCGACUCGGUCCCUGCAAUCCCUUCGCCACUGUGCUCCUGCGUCAGCGUCGACGGCGCUCCCAGCGCUGGCACAAGUGGCCUUGAGGAGAGCGUCGAGACCAUUCAGGGAGAUUCACAAGCAGUCGUGGCACCAAUAUCUGAUAAAGAUCUUUCCGCCCUAGAGCACGAACAGCAAGAUACGAAUGCUAAGCCAGCAGAGCAAUCUGACUACGAUGAUCUCGAACCACCUUCCAAGCCCGAAACCGAAACAUCGCCGCCGCGUCUCUCUCGGUCUUCGAGUCGUCGCAACUCAUCGCCGGUCAAGCUACGCCCGUGCUUCCGACGACAGUCUUCGCAUCAGUCUGCCGCUUCGACGCGAGAGUCAUCGUGCGAGCGUGAUCCACCACGUGGUCGAUCGGUUCGAUUUAGCAGCAGGCCACCGCAGGAGAUGCGAACACACAGCCCGGUCGAAUACGAUCGCAAAAGCUGUCCCGUUAACAAUCGACUUAGCCCCGCCGAUGUUGAAGAGCUCAGAACCAUGAAGAUGGAGAUGGGUCUGUUGGAAGCAAGAUGGGCCGCCGUGGCAGCAUGCAAGCCUAGGAAGGUCCAAGGCACCGAGGGCACCACCAAGCCCGAGAAUCACAAUGCCUACAAUGCUGGUGUAGCCGCCAUGUCAGCUUCGCGAGAGCGUCGUCCAGCAUGUGGAGCAGAGUCUGAUUCGACGCUGGGACCCGGCUCGAUGAGCAGCCCUGCUGCACGUUUGCGCCAGCAGAAGGAACGUGAGCGUCAGCAGGAACGUCAACGCAACCUGCCUCACUACAUGCGCAAUCGAGCCAGUGUAGCCCAGCCUCAAACCGAGCCACUCUCGUCCGAAGCCCUUUCAAUACGCAGCAAGUUUGGACAUGCACCACCACCGCCGCUCCCAGGAUUACCUGCGGCCCGUGCUCCAUCCGUGUCACCAAGCCGCUCAACCUCGGUUCCACCUCGCCACCGCUCUGCAGUCGAAGAGGUCGCUACGCCUCGCCGGCUCAGUUGCCAAUCAAUAUCCACGUCCGGCACGCACGUUCUCCGGCCAGCAGACAUCCCAGUAUUGACGCAGACCAGUCCGUCGCCGCCCUCCUCUCCUCGAUCGAGCUUCACCAAGGAUUCGCUAAGCUCGAUUGGACUUCCGGAACGGGGUAGAUCAGGAUCCUGUGCAGCACCUCCGAUGCCUUCGCCGUGGUCGAGCGGUCCGAGUUCAACUACCUCAUCAAUCUACUCGAGCACCUACUUCCCCAGCGCAUCGGCCUCACCCGCGCCGUGUGUCAGCUAUGCUGGAAGCAAUGGCUACGAUAGCCCCGCUUCGGAAUUCUACGAGAGUGGCAGCGAGUAUGACAUGGUCUGCUAA
Messenger RNA from Mycosarcoma maydis (corn smut), 2301 nucleotides. RefSeq lists its product as uncharacterized. The transcript has a single exon. Lineage: Eukaryota; Fungi; Basidiomycota; Ustilaginomycetes; Ustilaginales. Bases 1 to 2301 code for a protein of 766 amino acids. The record is from RefSeq and is a predicted model, not a curated record.